Messenger RNA from Pseudogymnoascus destructans, 492 nucleotides. RefSeq lists its product as uncharacterized. The transcript is spliced from 3 exons. The coding region runs from base 1 to 492 and encodes 163 amino acids. Gene Ontology annotation, biological process: mitochondrion organization. The record is from RefSeq and is a predicted model, not a curated record. NCBI's taxonomy places the organism in Eukaryota, Fungi, Ascomycota, Leotiomycetes, Thelebolales, Thelebolaceae. Gene Ontology annotation, cellular component: mitochondrion; nucleus.
AUGGCUCGUCAAGGAAGAUCCGGUGGCGGAAGCCGUCCCUCAAGGCCAACUGUUGCCCCUGCCCGCCCAUCCGUGGCACCAAAGCAACAAACCCGCCCAGCAACCACUGCUGCAUACCCCGGAAACCGCGCCGGCGCUCCUCCAGCUGCUGCUCCUCCAGCUGCCGCCCCUGCGGCUGCCGCCCCAGCUGGCCCAGGCUUGUUCGCCAACAUGGCUAGCACUGCUGCUGGUGUAGCAGUCGGUUCCUCUAUCGGUCACGCCAUCGGUGGCUUUUUCGGCGGCGGCUCCUCCGCUGCCCCAGCGGAGGCCGAGCAGUCCCAAAUGACCCAGUCUCAGGGUUCGGCUGAGCAGAGCAACUGGGGAGCAAGAAGCUGCGAGGUCGACGCGAAGCAGUUCACAAAGUGCUUGGAUGAGAACCAGGGCAACAUGCAAACUUGCUCGUGGUACUUGGAGCAGCUAAAGGCUUGCCAGUCUGCUGCCAGCGGUUACUAG